AUGACUUCUCAGACUCUGAAUGGAGAGGAGCCGAGCUCAAUGCCAUCUCCAGGGACAGCAAACUGCCAUCAGCAACAGGAACGAUACGGAGUAAACCCUGCCAAAAGGCAGCUGUCACGAGCUGUAUCAAACAAGUGCCCCAGUACUGUGAAGUGCCCCAGUACUGUGAAGUGCCCCAGCACUGUGAAGUGCCCCAGUAGUGUGAAGUGCCCCAGUACUAUGAAGUGCCCCAGCACUGUGAAGUGCCCCAGUACUAUGAAGUGCCCCAGUACUAUGAAGUGCCCCAGUACUGUGAAGUGCCCCAGCACUGUGAAGUGCCCCAGUACUAUGAAGUGCCCCAGUACUGUGAAGUGCCCCAGUACUGUGAAGUGCCCCAGUACUAUGAAGUGCCCCAGUACUAUGAAGUGCCCCAGUAGUGUGAAGUGCCCCAAUACUAUGAAGUGCCCCAGCACUGUGAAGUGCCCCAGUACUAUGAAGUUCCCCAGUACUAUGAAGUGCCCCAGUACUGUGACGUGCCCCAGUACUGUGAAGUGCCCCAGUACUAUGAAGUGCCCCAGUACUAUGAAGUGCCCCAGUACUGUGAAGUGCCCCAGCACUGUGAAGUGCCCCAGUACUAUGAAGUGCCCCAGUACUGUGAAGUGCCCCAGUACUAUGAAGUGCCCCAGCACUGUGAUGUGCCCCAGUACUAUGAAGUGCCCCAGCACUGUGAAGUGCCCCAGUACUGUGAAGUGCCCCAGUACUGUGAAGUGUCCCCAGUACUGUGAAGUGCCCCAGUACUGUGACGUGCCCCUACCCACGUCGGUUUGA
Messenger RNA from Liolophura sinensis, 807 nucleotides. RefSeq lists its product as uncharacterized. The transcript is spliced from 2 exons. The record is from RefSeq and is a predicted model, not a curated record. The coding region runs from base 1 to 807 and encodes 268 amino acids. Lineage: Eukaryota; Metazoa; Mollusca; Polyplacophora; Chitonida; Chitonidae.